Molecule: messenger RNA, 2607 nt
Organism: Amoebophrya sp. A120
Lineage: Eukaryota; Dinophyceae; Syndiniales; Amoebophryaceae
Source: the annotation of a GenBank genome assembly
UCGGGAUCGUCUUCGUCUCGUUGAUGUCGUGGUAUGUGAGACCAUCUCAAGGUGGAGCACUCAUACCACCUGUCCUCGCUGUUUAGCAAUGCAAACAUUUCUGGGCUCGUUUUUUGUUCAGCGAGAAAUACCUUUUUGAUGGAACAAGAGAAGAUCCUAGCAUUUCCGAGCCGUAAAGAACGUUAAGUGACUUCUAGCUACGACAACAUGUCAGCCACCGACCCGUGCCCGCCGUCGCGCGGCGGGCACGUCGCCCCCGUGCACCAGGAUGAACGGGUGGUCGACCACAAAUUGACGAUCACCUCACCUCACCUCACCUCACAAAUCGACGAUCGCAACGAGUCGACGAGCAGCUUCAUCCGGCGUUGCACUUCCGAGAGGCGUUCAGAAAGGCUUGAAGAUGCUGGCAGGGAGUAAUGCAGUCUACCUCUGCACCGCCACCGCUGUGCUGGACGAUCACGACUUCGAAGACAACAAGGGGAAAAGCACAACCGCGGUCGACGCCGAUGGGGAAAGCGAGUUUACCGACGAGCAGCCGGUCGUGGAGCAGGCAUUUCUGGAUGAAGAAGAAAAGCCCGGCGGGAAACAAGAAGCGGCCACAAGCCAGCGACGCGGAUUUCGUGGUUUAGCGAGCCGGCUGGCGGAACGUCUAACUACUGGAGGAACGAGCAGCAGAGUAGUAACAGCAACGCAUUUCAAUAAUUAUAUAUAAUUAUACUUAAGAGCAAGAGGGAUCACCACCGACGUACUCGAACUCGAAGUCAUAUCAUCUUGGGCUGUUUUGAAGCUGGGUAGCAUACGAUAUAAACUUGGAACUGUUAUUUCCACAUAUCGAAGAUCAAGAUAUCCAAAGACAUCCAGAUAUUAAACAAGCGCCGUCGUGGUCGUCGUGCAAGAGAGUGAGAGGACAGCGAAAAGAAUAUAAACGAAGAAUGAAAUGAAAGAGAAGAGGCUGCAAAUUCGAAAUCCAAACACAAUGCGCGAAAAUGAAUAUAAAGUAAGAAAGAGAGAAACAAAUAUGGAAGAAAAACUCCAGUCAGUGCAUCACCAGCUUCAGCUCCUUGAACAAAGUUUCAUAGGAAGGUUGAGGACUGCAGCUCAAUUACAAUUUUUCUCCCUAAGCACAGGUGAACAUCGGCGCUGCCCCCCCUGACCCUGCGGUACAAGAGGAGGCUUGGUCAUAUGAAGGAACAAACUAUGACUUUGUGACGUAGCCAAAAGCUUUUUUGCACCUCACCGCUAGACGCCCCAAAAACGGGAACAAAAAGCGAGAACGUGCCCGGCUCAAUGCCUUUAGAAAGCCCGGCGAGGGCUCCGCUCAGUGGCGUGGCCACGGCACUGCGUGGGCAGUGCGGACUCUGCUGAGCCGGCAAAGCAGCUGCCGGUCGGUGUUGAGAAUCUCGACCCAGUAGACGGGUCCUAAGUCUAGAAUCUUCUCGACUCAGAUGACACCAAAAAGCGAAGAGGUCCAAAGUUUUCACCCAGAGGCUGGAAUGUGGUUCGAAGACUCGCAGCAUUGCGAUUCAGGGCAGAAGUUGCCACUACUUCGAGACAGUUGAAGGUCUUUCGCGCGCACGGACCUUCAGAGAGCCAAUGAAUCUGUCCGGAGCAAGGGAGCCUCUUCCGGCGAUCCAUUUUUUCCCGCGGCUCGGGGGCCUCUUUUUCCUUUUGAUAGGUUACGUCGCAAGGUCGUAUGUUUGUUCCUUCAUACUUUUACUUGGAGGGUAACACAAGACCCCAGAUCAAGUGCGGAACUCCGUGCUGUGGCCGCCAGUAAUGGGCCAGAAGCAGAUCUGGCGCGCACAAUCUUAAGCGAGCGGGCUGCUGCGUAUGCUGGAGCAGGAGCUAACCGGCCGCGGGGUAAAGAGAUGCCUUCGUUUGAAUAUAAUUGUUCUCCAAAUAAAAGGGACACUACAUAUCAUCCUUCUGCGCACACAAGAUUUUCAUUUCCGUUUCUACACAUACUACAAUGGCUUUGGCUAUGGCUUGCAAAGCAGGAUAUUAUCCUUACUAUCAUCAAUUUUCUCGCACGACUUUGUGCUUUUUCGACAGCACUUGUUCUUCUCUAACCCAGAAGGAAACGCGCAAAUAUGAUUCAUGUUCUUCAUGCAGGUGGAGCAGGAAGACAAAUGGACACGACGCAGCAGCACCACCAGCCGCCCUCUGACUCUGAAAAGUGAACAAGUUUAGCUUGCGACUUAACAGUAGUCCUCGAGGGACGAGUGUAAUAAGCUCCAGCGGCGGAAACAACAGCGAUUAUAGCAGUGUCGGAGGUAGGGGAACUGGUCCUGAUGGAACUGGUGGACAACCUUCGCAGCACCAGCAAGUUGUAGUACCACAGCAGCAUCAGUGAAUAAAGAAGUAGAGGCCAGCACUCCUCCUGUUGCUACAGCUUUCGCGCUCGCUGCAGAGCAUUCAUAGCACUAGUUUUUGACGGCGUACUAUCGCCUUCCGGUGCAACAGGAAGGGACGAACUCUUGAGCUUAAAAUUGUGUGUACUUUCAGACCCAGAGAGACGAGCACCUUGUUUUAUAAUCUGCUUUUUACGCAUACGCAACAGCAAUAGCGCGACAUCGAUUCUACAGAUAAGCGGAAUCUGAAUCAGAA